Messenger RNA from Propithecus coquereli (Coquerel's sifaka), 798 nucleotides. It is a transcript of the gene RBM8A, whose product is annotated as RNA binding motif protein 8A. Lineage: Eukaryota; Metazoa; Chordata; Mammalia; Primates; Indriidae. Gene Ontology annotation, molecular function: mRNA binding. The record is from RefSeq and is a predicted model, not a curated record. Gene Ontology annotation, biological process: RNA splicing. The coding region runs from base 111 to 635 and encodes 174 amino acids. Gene Ontology annotation, cellular component: exon-exon junction complex; cytoplasm; nucleus. The transcript has 6 exons.
AGCGUUAGCCUCUGAUUGGUCAGCUUGACUGGCGACCUUUCCCCUCUGCGACUGUUUCCUGCGGUGCCUAGUUCCUGAGCGGCACAGACGAGAGCUCGAUCGAAGGCAAGAUGGCGGAUGUGCUGGAUCUUCACGAGGCUGGGGGCGAGGAUUUCGCCAUGGAUGAGGAUGGGGACGAGAGCAUUCACAAGCUGAAAGAAAAAGCGAAAAAACGGAAGGGCCGCGGCUUUGGCUCCGAAGAGGGGUCCCGAGCGCGGAUGCGUGAGGAUUAUGACAGCGUGGAGCAGGAUGGCGACGAACCCGGGCCACAACGCUCUGUUGAAGGCUGGAUUCUCUUUGUCACUGGAGUCCAUGAGGAAGCCACUGAGGAAGACAUCCAUGACAAAUUCGCAGAAUAUGGGGAAAUAAAAAACAUUCACCUCAAUCUGGACAGGCGAACAGGAUACCUGAAGGGGUAUACUCUAGUUGAGUAUGAAACAUACAAGGAGGCCCAGGCUGCUAUGGAGGGACUCAAUGGCCAGGAUUUGAUGGGACAGCCAAUCAGUGUUGACUGGUGUUUUGUCCGGGGUCCACCCAAGGGCAAGAGGAGAGGUGGCCGAAGACGCAGCAGGAGUCCAGACCGGAGACGUCGCUGACAGGUCCUCUUGUCCAGGUCUUCUCUCCAAGAUUCCAUUUGACCAUGCAACGUUGGAGAAACAGGGCUGGGGUGGAACUUGCUGUGUUUAUAUUUAAUUCCUUACCCUACCUGCUUAGUGUUUCUUUUGAGUACGAAUAAAUGUUCCAUUUUUGUUUUCUACA